This is a messenger RNA of Lacerta agilis (Sand lizard), 765 nucleotides long. Its product is annotated as ubiquitin carboxyl-terminal hydrolase isozyme L1-like. NCBI's taxonomy places the organism in Eukaryota, Metazoa, Chordata, Lepidosauria, Squamata, Lacertidae. The record is from RefSeq and is a predicted model, not a curated record. The transcript has a single exon. Gene Ontology annotation, molecular function: cysteine-type deubiquitinase activity. Gene Ontology annotation, biological process: ubiquitin-dependent protein catabolic process; protein deubiquitination. Gene Ontology annotation, cellular component: cytoplasm. Bases 13 to 687 code for a protein of 224 amino acids.
GAGAUCGAGACAAUGGCAUGGCAGCCCAUGGAGAUCAACCCGGAGAUGCUGAACAAAGUGCUGUCCCGCCUUGGAGUUGCCCCUGGCUGGAGGUUUGUGGAUGUGCUGGGGUUUGAGGAGGAUUCCUUGAAUGCCGUACCCGAUCCAGCUUGCGCUCUGCUCUUACUCUUUCCCCUUACUGCUCAGCAUGAAAAUUUCAGAAAAAAGCAGAUGGAAGAACUGAAGGGCCAAGAAGUGAGCUCCAAAGUCUAUUUUGUGAAGCAGACAGCCAGUAAUUCCUGUGGAACAAUUGGCCUUCUACAUGCAGUGGCCAACAACCAAGAUAAAAUUUUAUUUGAUGAAGGGUCUGCACUAAAGGAGUUCCUCACUGCAACAGCUGACCUCUCUCCUGAUGAGAGGGCAAAACGUCUUGAAAACAACAAGGCCAUUCAAGAAGCCCACAAUGCAGUAGCACAGGAAGGCCAAUGUCGGGCUGAAGAUGACAAAGUCAACUUCCAUUUCAUUCUGUUUGCCAGUGUGGAUGGACACCUCUAUGAACUGGAUGGACGAAUGCCUUUUCCUGUAAAUCAUGGAGCGAGUUCAGAUGACACCAUGCUGAAGGCUGCUGCCAAGGUCUGCCGGCAGUUCACAGAACGUGAGCAAGGAGAGGUCCGCUUUUCUGCUGUGGCGCUGUGCAAGUCUGCCUGAAGUUCAGGAGUUAGAGCGACCCCAUAGUAGGCCCUCACAGAAAGCAAUCCAAGCCCCUAGUGCUUUAGUACUUGUGUU